Messenger RNA from Zophobas morio, 2331 nucleotides. Its product is annotated as neutral alpha-glucosidase AB-like. Gene Ontology annotation, molecular function: carbohydrate binding; alpha-glucosidase activity. NCBI's taxonomy places the organism in Eukaryota, Metazoa, Arthropoda, Insecta, Coleoptera, Tenebrionidae. The coding region runs from base 149 to 2317 and encodes 722 amino acids. The transcript has 27 exons. The record is from RefSeq and is a predicted model, not a curated record. Gene Ontology annotation, biological process: N-glycan processing; carbohydrate metabolic process.
UGUUAUUUUAGAUACAAAACUCGAAAAAUUAAAUUUUUACGUAACUGAUAAUCAGGUUGAAGUUUUUCAAGCAAAUAAUAAUAAAAACAAAGUUAUUAUAUUUUGUAAACCGCUCAAGCUUGAAUUUUGGAAGGAUGGGAAGCAAUUUAUGAUAGCAAACGAAAGAAAUUUACUUAAAUUCGAAGCUGCAAAAAAUGAGACGGAGAGUUCCGUUGAGGAAACUUUUAACGGUUUUACUGAUUCCAAGCCGCGUGGAAACACUGCAGUUUCUUUGGAUUUUACUUUCAACACUUUUUAUUUGUACGGGAUUCCCGAACACGCCGAUGCUUUAUUGCUUAGAGACACCGAGGAGACGCCCUACCGACUCUACAAUUUAGACGUUUUUGAGUACGAAGUGCACAGCCCGGCGGCCCUGUACGGGCACGUGCCUUUCCUACUCGCUCAUAGCGUGGAUUUCACUACUGGACUUCUGUGGUUGAACUCGGCGGAAACUUGGGUGGAUCUCGAGAGCGGCACAGAAAAGGAAAAGCUGCCAAGAAAACACACGCAGUGGAUCAGCGAAAGCGGCCUCGUGGACUUCUUCGUGUUUUAUGGUCCAAAACCAAAAGACGUUUCCUAUCAGUACAGCCGCAUGACUGGUACCACUUGUCUUCCACCCCGCUGGGCGUUGGGGUACCACCAGUGCCGCUGGAAUUACAAUGACGUUGCCGAUGUCGUUUCGGUGCUAGAUAAUUUUGAUAAGCACAAUCUUCCCGUCGACGUACUCUGGCUGGAUAUCGAGCAUACGGACCAGAAAAAAUAUUUUACUUGGGAUCCAAAAAAGUUUGAGCAACCUGAUAUUAUUCUUCAAAAAUUGCACCAGACUCAUCGGAAACUGGUGACCAUAGUGGACCCUCAUAUCAAGAAAGACCCGGACUACCAAUUGCACCAGGCUCUCCUGGAAAAAGAUUUUUAUGUGAAGGAUAAAGAGGGGCGACCUUAUGAAGGUCAUUGCUGGCCCGGCAGUUCCAUGUGGCCAGAUUUUAUCAAUCCGGACAUGAGAAACUUUUGGGCGAACCAGUUUGUCUUUGAGAAGUAUCCCUACUCCACCAACGACCUCCACAUAUGGAACGACAUGAACGAGCCAUCUGUUUUCAACGGACCCGAGACGACCAUGCCGAAGGACAACCUCCACUUUGGCGGCUUUGAGCAUCGCGAUGUGCAUAAUAUAUACGGACUUCAAUUGCACCGUGCAACUGCAGAGGGGCUAAUGAGGCGCAGCGGCUACACGGAGCGUCCGUUUGUUCUUUCCCGCGCAUUCUUUGCUGGCUCUCAGCGCUACGGAGCCGUCUGGACUGGCGACAAUGCUGCCACGUGGGAGCAUCUAGCGGUGUCUGUUCCGAUGCUUCUGUCUCUAAACAUUGCUGGUCUGCCUUUCUGCGGAGCGGACGUUGGUGGGUUCUUUGGCGAUCCCAGUCCGGAAUUGAUGGUGCGGUGGUAUCAGCUUGGCGCCUUCUAUCCCUUUUUUCGAGCGCAUUCCCACGUGGACACGAAGAGAAGGGAGCCUUGGCUUUUCGAGGAGCCUUAUUUGGACAGGAUUAGAGCUGCUUUAAGACACCGCUAUAACAUCUUAGCAUAUAUGUACACGCUCUUCCAUGAAAGCCACUUGAACGGCACGGCUAUAAUGAGGCCUCUCUGGUAUGAGUUUGAAGACGAGAGUCUUUAUACCGUAGAAGACGCUUUUAUGCUUGGCUCCGCCCUUUAUGUGGCGCCCGUCCUUAGAGAGCACGUGACAGAAAUGUUUAUUACUUUUCCGGGGGAGGAGAACUGGUAUCACCUCAUUACCAAUGAAAAGAGGUCUCCAGGCACCUUCUUAGAGCAUGUGGAUUUAAGUUUUAUUCCGGUCUACCAGCGGGGAGGCACAGUUCUCACAAUCCAGAAGCGCUCUCGGAGAUCUUCGCAAAUCAUAAACAACUUUUACACCCUCCGCGUGGUGCUUGACUCGAAGGGGAGGAGUAUGGGGGUUCUAUAUACAGAUGAUGGCUCGACUUUCGACUUCAAGGCUAAAUCCGCUUAUUGCCUUGUGCGCUACAGUGCAUUUGAUCAGCGCUUAGAGUCCCGCUUAGGACACUUCUCGGCUUCAACUUUUGAUAACCGCAUUGAGGAGGUUAUUAUAAUCGGAGUCCAAAAAAAGGUUGCGAAAGUUCUUCUCCACUUUGAAGAGGACCAACUUUUGAGCCUUUCUUUUAAGCAAAACCUCCAGAGAGAAACGCUGAUUGUGAAGAAUCCCGCGGUGAGUGUGGCUUCGGAGUGGAUUUUAUCGUGGCAACUCUCUUGAUAGCUUCUUUUAGG